This is a messenger RNA of Aspergillus wentii DTO 134E9, 815 nucleotides long. RefSeq lists its product as uncharacterized. NCBI's taxonomy places the organism in Eukaryota, Fungi, Ascomycota, Eurotiomycetes, Eurotiales, Aspergillaceae. The transcript has a single exon. Bases 338 to 778 code for a protein of 146 amino acids. The record is from RefSeq and is a predicted model, not a curated record.
GUUUACCCGAUUAAUGCCUGACUACUCUUUCGCAUUAUUGCUUUCUCAGAUAGUAUUGUUAUAUAUAUCCCCGUACUGUUAAGGGUGCACGAGUAGCCAAAGUCAACAACUUGCUUGUCCUUUAUAUUCUCUGCUCUUCUCUUUCAGACAAAAUGAGCCCCUCUUCAUUCAGCUAUCCCCAUCAUCAUGCUCCCUACUUCAUCUCCCAACUUCGAGAAUCAAGAUAUCGAAUUGUCCGUAUCGAUAAGGAGAUAAGAUCUACGGAUCAAUCAUUGACCGGUACGGGAAAUACAGAAAUACAGCGUGACCCGUAAUAUUACCCGCCGCCGUGAAAUGCAUGCGACCCGUCCGCAUCAUCGUCCAAAGCCCAAACUGCCUCUACUAUCUAUCUGGCAGCUACACGUCCGAUCAUUGCGGUUCUCCUAUCUCCAGCCAGGAGGUAUCUUUCAUCAAUAUCUACCUGGCAGAUUUGAAGUCCUUUGAACAGCUUAAUCAGUUCUACCGAUCAAUCUCCACCGCAUUUGCCGGAGGUCGCAAGCUUCCCCGCGGUCCCCCACCUCAUUUCUUUAUCCCAGAUACCCCGACCUUUGAUCAUAUCACAGCCACGCAGUCCACAAUGCAGGCCGUUCCGGAGUCGCGACAGCAGACCUUUGAGGAGAUCUACGGGCCUCCCGAGAACUUCCUCGAAGUUGAGGUAAUUCCAUCACCACUUCCCCCUUGUCUCAUCGUCCCGCUCGUCCGCAGUUUGAUAUACCACUUGAAAAACCGGUUUCGGUAGCUAUUAACCACUGUUCAAAUUGUUAUACAGGUCCGAA